CUUGUUUUGUUUGCGCCCCAUCCCUUCCGGGUUCCGGCGAAUCCGAUCAGAGCCUUGUCGCUCCAAACACAGUGCGACAAUGGCGGCCGAUCGUCUCUCCGCCUGCUCAUAGCUUUCAUUUUUAACACAAAGCUUCGCAAUAAUCAAUAUAGCCAUGGACCUAUCCAACCUCCAAUCUAGGGUUCCGCCCCACCCUCGUUCACUCCACCAUCAUCUCCUGCCCAAACCCUCGUCCUCCACCUACCACCGCGACAAGCGCCUCAUCGUCGCUGCCUCCCUCCUCGCCAUUCCCUUCCUCUUCUACCUCCUCUCCACCGCCUUCGGACUCUUCCGCUCCCCCAGAUUCGUUCGACACCAACCCAAACCCAACCUCUUCGGAAUCGUCAUCGAUGCUGCGUCCUCCGGCUCCCGAGUCCACGUCUACGAGUUCCUCAACGAUGGCGCGGUUAUUGGCCUCGAUGGAACUGGCUCCAGCUCUCUCAAGGUCGAGCCAGGAUUGCACCGGUUCGCCGACGAUCCCGAGGCCGCCGGACGGUCGGUUUCGAAGUUGGUUCAGUUUGCUAAGAGUCGGGUUCCGAGGAGCGAGUGGAGGAAUACCAAGGUGCAGUUGAUGUGUACGACGGAGGUGGAAAGGUUGGAAUUGAGGUCGAGGGAGGCUAUAUUGGAGAGCUGCAGACGGGUUUUGAGGUCGUCCGGGUUUCUGUUCAAGGACCAAUGGGCUGCGAUAAUGGAAGGUGAAGAAGAAGCUCUUUAUGCUUGGGUGGCUGCAAACUAUGCUCUUGGAACCCUUGGAGGAGAACCUCAGGAAACCACUGGAAUUGUUAAACUUGGUGGGGCUUCUAUGCAGGUUGCAAUUUCUCCUAGAGAUCCACGAGUGAUUCAACUUUCUAGGAUGAUCAAACUGGCUGGAGUUAAAUACAAUAUAUAUGUAAAAAGCAUGCCAUACUUUGGCCAGGAUGCAAUGUGGGACUCUCUGUCUGAGCUACACAAGUCAAAAGACUUGUUAUCUUCUUUUAGUUCCACAGAGAGUAUUGUAAGAAAUCCUUGCAUUCGUGGUGCAUAUGAAUCUGCAUCAAAUGAAAGCGAUGCAAAACUUUUGAGAUCUUAUACAGUGGGAAACUUUUCUGCAUGCAAAUCCGAGGUCGCAGCGCUGUUGAAGAAGAGGCCCGAUAAAUGCUUGCAUGAACCUUGUGAAAUAACAUCAUCAAACCUGCUUGAGUUGCAGGGCAAGCCUGUUCCUCCAGAUAAAUUCUACUUUAUUUCUGAGUUUUUUGGGCUGGUUCCAAGGGCUUCGUUGUCAGAGUUGGAAGUUGCUGGGCAUCAUUACUGCGAAGAUGAUUGGAAUAAAUUAAAAAACCAGUAUCACAAUGUUGAUGAUCUCAAUUUGUCAAGAUAUUGUUUUUCUUCUGCAUAUGUGGUGGUGCUGUUGCAUGACAGUUUUGGUAUCCCUAUGACUGAUAAGAGGAUUGGAUUUGCAAAUGACACCAAUGCCGAUCCAGCUCCCGACUGGACUCUUGGAGCUUUCAUCCUGGAAGCAAUGCAGGAUCCCCUUGAAGUGGCGACAGAAAAUUUGGGGGAGAUUGUUGGUAGCGAUGCUGUUGCUUAUUUCUCAUUUUUUGCUGUGCUUUUAAUUGCUGUGCUUGGUUCAUUCUUUUUACUGAGAUGCCAAAAACCACAGGUGAAGACAAUAUAUGACUUAGAAAAGGGGCACUAUAUUGUCACCCGUGUGCCCAGAUAAUUAAUUAUUAUUUGCCUUUUCUCCCUUCCUCUUCAUGUUUUUUUUUUUUUUUUUUAACCUUCAGAAAUAGUAAAUAUUGCUGAUUUAGAUGUCUA
This is a messenger RNA of Diospyros lotus (date-plum), 1833 nucleotides long. RefSeq names its product probable apyrase 6. Gene Ontology annotation, cellular component: membrane. The coding region runs from base 155 to 1738 and encodes 527 amino acids. The transcript has 8 exons. The record is from RefSeq and is a predicted model, not a curated record. Gene Ontology annotation, biological process: nucleoside diphosphate catabolic process. Lineage: Eukaryota; Viridiplantae; Streptophyta; Magnoliopsida; Ericales; Ebenaceae. Gene Ontology annotation, molecular function: nucleoside diphosphate phosphatase activity.